This is a messenger RNA of Paramisgurnus dabryanus, 2775 nucleotides long. Its product is annotated as E3 ubiquitin-protein ligase TRIM16-like. The record is from RefSeq and is a predicted model, not a curated record. Gene Ontology annotation, molecular function: zinc ion binding; protein binding. NCBI's taxonomy places the organism in Eukaryota, Metazoa, Chordata, Actinopteri, Cypriniformes, Cobitidae.
GGAGUUCAGGGAAAACGAAACUGACCUGUUGUCGAUCCGAGCACAGUGUGUAUUUCCCUUUUUCUUGUUUAGAUACAGUAAAAUGGCAGACGCCAAUGUUCCUUUGGCUCAGGAUCAGUUCAGCUGUUCAAUCUGUCUGGAUCUACUGAAGAAUCCAGUGACCAUCAACUGUGGACACAGUUACUGCAUGAACUGUAUUACAGGCUACUGGGAUCAGAAAAGAGUCUACAGCUGCCCUCAAUGCAGACAGACCUUCACUACAAGACCUGUUUUAGGUAAAAACACCAUGCUGGAUGAAGUGGUGGAGAAACUGAAGAUGACUAAACUACAAGAUGCUUGUCCUGAUCACUGUUAUGCUGAAGCUGGAGAUGUGGAGUGUGACGUCUGUACUGAGAGAAAACACAAAGCUGUCAAGUCCUGUCUGGUGUGUCUGAACUCUUACUGUCAAAAUCAUCUUGAACAACAUGAGAAUUUAUUCAAAGGGAAGAAGCACAACCUGAUAGAUGCCACUGGACGACUUCAGGAGAUGAUCUGCCCUCAACAUAAGAAACUGUUAGAGUUUUACUGUCGUACUGAUGAGCUCUGUAUAUGUUACCUGUGUAUGGCAGGCAUGCACAAAAAUCACAAUACUAUAACAGCCGAAGAAGAGAGGACAGAGAAACAGAAACAACUUAAGAAAACACAGGGAAAAUUCCAGGAGAGAAUCCAGGAAAGACAGCAGGAGCUUCAGGAGCUGAGAGAUGCUGUAAAGGCUCAUAAGCGCUCUGCACAGACAGCAGUGGACGACACUGAGAGGAUCUUUACUCAACUGAUCACAUCCAUUGAGAGAAGACGAUCUGAGGUGACACAGCUGAUCAGAGAUCAGGAAAAGACUGCAGUGAGUGAAGCUGAAGGACUCUUGAAGCGACUGGAGCAGGAGAUUGAAAAUCUGAGGAGGAGAGACGCUGAGCUGGAGCAGCUUUCACACACAGAUGAUCACAUUAAUUUCAUCCAGAGUUUCCAGUCUCUCUCUGUUCCUCCUGGAUCUUCAUACUCACUCAACAUCACUGUCAGUUCUUUCCUCUCUUUUGAUGAUGUAGUAAAAUCUGUGUGUCAUUUGAGAAAAAAACUGGAGGAUUUCUGCAAAGAAGAGAUAGAAAAGAUAUCUGAUAGGGUGAAACACACAGAGAUUUUUUCCAGCUGUGAACCCAAGACCAGGGAAGAAUUCCUCCAAUAUUUCCAUCAACUGACAGCAGAUUCAAACACAGUGUAUGCAUCUCUCUGUCUGUCUGAGGGAAACAGCGUGAUUACUUACAUUGACACAGUCCAGCCAUAUCCUGAUCAUCUGGACAGAUUUGCCUGUUAUCCUCAGGUGUUGUGUAGUGAGAGUGUGAGUGGACGCUGUUACUGGAAGGUUGAGUGGAGUGGUGUGGUAUAUAUAUCAGUGUCAUAUAAGAGCAUCAACAGGAAGGAAUGGAGUAAUAAGAGUAUGUUUGGACGUAAUGAUCAGUCUUGGUGUUUGUGCUGCUCUGACUCUAUUUGUUCAUUCAUGCACAAUAACAAUAAAACUGAACUCCCAGUAGUGUUCAGAUCUUCUAGAAUAGGAGUUUAUGUGGAUCACAGUGCAGGAUCUCUGUCCUUCUACAGCGUCUCUGACACAAUGAUUCUCAUCCAUAGAGUCCAAACCACAUUCACUCAACCUCUCUAUCCUGGGUUUUAUGUUAGUAGAUCUGCGUUAACCAGAAGCGGUAGAGUAAAACUGUGUAAUGUAACAAAAUAACUAACAAAGAUAUUCUACAAAUCAUAUAGUGUUGUUUCAGAGAUUCUCGAUAAUAAAACCUCAGCUUAUCUAAAGCAAAUGACAGUCUUAUAAGCAACCUAAGUGCAUUUCUCAAGGGCCAAACGACGGCAAUUUAUUGACACCUACAGUAUUUGCUAGGUUUAAACCUGCCAUUUUCAGUUCCAAACACAUAGCUUUUUAACCAAUGCUACACUAGCCCUUAAUUAAAUAACAUGUCAGAUAUUACCAAAACAUUUCUUCAGAUGAAUCUAAUAAUAAAUGGAAUAUGGGACUGAAAUUAGAAUGUAAGAAUUGUCUAUGACAUCAGCAAAACAAAUCAUCUGUGGGUAUUUAGGUGCAUAAUUGUUAUUUGUUUGUAUGACUGUGUGUUUUAUGUGAAAAUAUUUGCGUUUGCUUGUAAAAAAAAAAAUUAUUUUUAUGUAUGCAAUUUGAUGUAGAUUUUACAGUUUUUUAUAUCUAAAAUAACUCAAAAGUGAAACUUUCUUUAUAUCUAUGAAUGAUAAAAGAGUUUUAUUGUUUCUUGUUUUAUUAUAUGUAGUCACAACAUAAAACUUUUUGAUGUAACCGUUGUCAAAAUCUCUAUUUACCUCGCCAUCAUGUGCCACCACCACCUGGUCUUCCACCAUCCCUUAUGUGCCACCUGCAUCUCUCCCUCAUCAGCUCUGUGUAGAUGUAAUAAUAAACAAUUGUCAAUUGUUUAAAAUCAUCAAUAUUAAUAAACUGUGUCAAUUCAAAUAACUAUCGUCUGUGUAACAUGACAACUGUAUUAAACAAUAUUAAUAGAAAUAAUAUUUUCAGCUGACAUUGACUCUCUUCUCUACAUUACAUUACAUUAUUACAUUGCUUGCUAGUACGGUUUAAUCUUAGCCACAGUACUCUGCAACUUUUGUUGUCCACCGAUUUUUCUUCUGCUUUUAGUAAUGUAAAGCUGCUUUGAAACAAUUAAACAAUUGUGAAAAGUGUUUUAUAAAUAAAACUGACUUGAUAUCACAGGU